This is a messenger RNA of Aspergillus wentii DTO 134E9, 1688 nucleotides long. RefSeq lists its product as uncharacterized. The coding region runs from base 276 to 1598 and encodes 440 amino acids. The transcript has a single exon. Gene Ontology annotation, molecular function: acyltransferase activity, transferring groups other than amino-acyl groups. The record is from RefSeq and is a predicted model, not a curated record. NCBI's taxonomy places the organism in Eukaryota, Fungi, Ascomycota, Eurotiomycetes, Eurotiales, Aspergillaceae.
GGGAGGUGGAGACUAUCAGUAUUCAGGAGCAUACUUAUAACUUGUAGUUGUAUACAGUUUAUAUGCAAUUGUAUAAAUGUUAUAUACAUAGACUCGGGGAUAGUUAACAUAUACAGACAUGAUGAGUGAGCACUAAACCCUAGUAGGCAAUGACAGACAUCCUAUACUAGCAUCCUUGUCUAGCUCUAUAACCACAAUAUAUAUUAUGUAUACCCCUCAUUCCAUCCAUCCAGAGUCCAACAUCCAACAUUCAACAAUCCAAGAAUACAAGCACAAUGUCAUUCCAACCAUACCUUCUCUCCCCCCUCGACCAUGCCAUCCCCCCAUCCAACAUGGCCUUUUUCUUCGCCUUCCAUUUAGAUAACCCACCAUCAGCAAUCCCAAUACUAGACACCGCCAUCUCAUACGUCAUCGCUAAACUCCCCUUCCUGACAGGCGACGUAGCCAUCGCCACUGUCAAAGAUAAGAUCAACAUCCGCCAGGUCCAACCAUCUCCCUCACCCUCCAUCCCCAUGUUUCAAGCGAGACAUCAUCCGGGAUUAUGUCUUGAGCAGAAUACUCCCCAGAGUGUCUCCUUUGACGAUGUCUUCAAUGAUAGCUACGCACCCGUUCCGUUUGAUAUCCUACCAUCGGAGGCGCAUCCGGUUAUCCGGUUUCAGGCGAAUAUACUAGAUGAUGGGAUAUUGUUUUGUGUGUACUUUCAUCACACAGCGAUGGAUGCGGUGGGUGUGUUUACUGUGAUGGAAAUGGUGGCGGGGUUUUGUCGAUCUGAAAUGUCGGUUGAUAUAAAGACUACUCUGGGGAUUCAGGCGCAAGUCCGGGAGCGGUUGAAUGAGAAAAUAUCCCAGUCAGAUGCUGAGACAGACACAAACACUCACGACCAGCCUGGAUGGGCUGGAAUGCAAGGCGAAGGUGCGAGAGUCAUCAGUCGCAAGGUGACGUUUUCUGCGGAGAGAAUUCGACUACUCCAUGAUACUUGUGUUGAACUGUUGUUAGAGAAGGGUAUAUCAGACAUGACACUCUCUCUGAAUAACAUCGUGACGGCGUUGAUCUGGCGGUGCAUAUAUCACGCACGAUUCAGUCAACGAGAUGACAAGAUGUCAACACUGGCCUUUGCAAUGGACAUCCGCCGGAGAAUCCGCCCUCCCAUUCCAUCUGCCUAUAUCGGAAAUGGCUUCAUCGGGACACACACCCAGCCCAUCCCAAUGACCACCACCACCUCAGAGUCUCCCACAAAAGAGGAAAUAGAACUAAUCCUUACCCUGGCCCUCGAAAUUAAAAAAUCCAUCACCGCAGUAGACGACACCCACAUCCGCAGCCUCAUCUCCCAAGUCCAGCAUACACACGACUGGGGCGCGGUGGUAGUCGGCCAGGGCGACGUCACACUGAGCAGUUUGCGAGCGCUUCCAUUCUACGAACUUGAUUUCGGAACAGAACUUGGGAAGAUGAAGAGGUUUGACAUUCCUGAUUCGAGGGUGGAUGGGUUGGUGUGGAUUUUGCCAAGGGUGGAUGAGGAUUGGGAGGUGAGGGUCUGUUUGCAGGAGGAUGCGAUGGGGAGAUUCUUUGAGGAUGAAUUGGUGAGGUGGUUGGAUGGAUGAUUUUAUUCUUAUUUUAUUCUUGAUGAUGGUGUCUUUUUAUCUUGUUUCUAUGUUUUGAUGAUUGGGCUAUUCAUCAGGCUGCGGUGUAGA